UGGCGCCACGUUUAGGUUCAACUCAGCAAAAGCUGACAGAACCAUUCAGUCGCUCCAUAAGCGUUGGAAGGUGUAGUCGUUUUCGUGGUUAACUCUUCGUCCACGUGACUAACGAAACCGAAAGUGCACCCUCAGGAGUCGAUUCGAUAUUGUUUUAACGUGUUUGUGCCAGCCACCGGCCUAUUAUGAAUAACGUGUUUAAACAAAUCAAACGCAGUUUUGCUGUCUUUUCAGCGCUUUUUAUCACAGUUGUGUCGUCGAAGAUUCGCGGCCACCAAGGCUGUGGACCCGAACAUCUAGUACAUUGUGCUGAACACCUUACAGUAUUAACGGACUCUGGACUGACUUUUGCCACCAAUAAAUCUGAUCUUGAUAGAAUGUGCCCGGACCUCCGCGACGCCGUUAGAUGCAUCCAUGGUUACUCAAGACAUUGCAUGAGUUUGGAACAACGCGAACACUUCAAGACCCUGUUCCAUGGCACCGUCCUCAUGGUCGAAAACCUCUGCAGAAACGAAACCUAUCAAGAGGAAUACCUCAAGUAUGCGCCGUGUAUGAAACAGGUGGAGAAGCAGAACGAAGUGUGUCUGAAAACUUACACCGAUGAGAUGAAGGAAAUUGAAUCCAGGACGCAACAGGAAACCACAGCAGACCCAGACUUGGUCACUUACCAAAAAAGGAAAAGGGAGGUCGCCGACGAAGGCAUCAGGAGCGUCUGCUGUUCGUUUCAACGAUACGUGGAGUGCUCAACUCACACGAUGAGGCGAGCCUGCGGUGAGGAUGCCGCCCGUUUCAGCAAGGACUUCCUCGACAAGAUGUCCUCCUCUCUAAUUCGGAUGCACUGUUCAGAAUAUGGGAGGAGGGAGUGUGGACUGGCUUCUGCGGGAGAAAAACUUUCGCAAGUUUCUUCGUUAGUUUUAGCAUUAUUAGGAAUUUUAGCGUAUUUUGUGAGUUAAGUUGUGUGAAAAUUAUUUAUUUGGUGUGGUAUACAAGUGGAAUGAGCAUUUAGUCUAUUUAAGUAAUUUAAAUUUUGUUCACUUGGAGCGUUUUAGUCCUCGAUGUGUAAACAGUCAAUAAUGCUGUCUAGGCUAUGGUAGAUGUAGAAUAUAAUAAAAGACUGAUCACAUAGAAAUAGAUGGCUGUUUUUCAUCAAAGGCUAAAGCGCUGCGAAUUACGAAAAACUCGAAUGUUUUUUCAUUUUCCCGUUGCUCAUAUAUUUGUUUUGUAUACGUAAUAACAUCAAAAUUUCUUGUUGCUAAAGAGUGAAGACUCUUAAAAUAUUGUACAUAAAAAUCAAUCAGAAAAUUCGAAAAUCUCAUUUAUUGUAAGACAUACCUAGUGAAAGUACCUAAUUAGAAGCAUAUCUAGUCUUUCAUAUCACUACUACUUGUGAUUUGUAAUUAAAAUCGUAAUUGAUUUUUACUACUAGGCUGCACUUGUUUGGUUUUAAAUACAAUUUUUUCCAGUGAAUCAUCGUUCAUUCCCCAAAUGGUUCGUUUCUACUGUUAAUUUAUUUUUUAUUUUACACCGUCCAUUUGAAAUAAUGUGAAAAUAUUUAAAUGUAGAAGUAUUAUCUUGUUGAACUAAAAUAUUUAUUAAUUAAAAUCUCAAAAACGAAAUUAUAUAGAAGUCAAAGCCCUGAAAUGUGAGAUUAUUAAAACGAAAGUCCAGAAUUACUCCUUGUUUAAAUAUGUAUGUUAUUUUUUUCUAAGUAAAACAAAUAAUUAACUCCACUUUUUCUCGGCUUUGAUUUAGUAUAUAAAAUCUGUUACUUACUCUGAUGUCUAUUUUAAAUUGUUCCAAGAAAAAUAAAAAUUCUUAAUAAAAUGUUUUAUAAUGA
Messenger RNA from Zophobas morio, 1837 nucleotides. RefSeq lists its product as uncharacterized. The record is from RefSeq and is a predicted model, not a curated record. NCBI's taxonomy places the organism in Eukaryota, Metazoa, Arthropoda, Insecta, Coleoptera, Tenebrionidae. The transcript has 6 exons. The coding region runs from base 186 to 953 and encodes 255 amino acids.